This is a messenger RNA of Heteronotia binoei (common prickly gecko), 1517 nucleotides long. RefSeq names its product leucine rich repeat containing 52 (gene LRRC52). The record is from RefSeq and is a predicted model, not a curated record. Gene Ontology annotation, cellular component: voltage-gated potassium channel complex. Lineage: Eukaryota; Metazoa; Chordata; Lepidosauria; Squamata; Gekkonidae. The coding region runs from base 1 to 1131 and encodes 376 amino acids. Gene Ontology annotation, molecular function: potassium channel activator activity; voltage-gated potassium channel activity; transmembrane transporter binding. The transcript has 2 exons.
AUGACACGGAGAUGCUUCCAGCAGCCUGCGGCUACUCUGCGUUUUCCAGCAGAUGAGCUUUCUCUCGGCCCCAGAUGCUUUCACCAACAGUUCACCAGAGGGCUCGGUGAGCAAAGAGCCUCCUUGGAAACGGAGAACCUCAGCUCCCCUUGGGUUGAAUGGCAAGGGGAAAUGGCUGCCCUCCCAGAAUUGCACAGAACACAGCAAACUGCAGUGGAGAAGGUCCGCUGCUGGAGAUGUCACCUCCCGACUCCUUCAAACAGCUCCAAGGGGGUGUGGAUGGUGCUUCUGGUUGGAAUCGGCUGUGCGGUGGAAAUUGUGAGCUGCCCAAAGGAAUGCUCUUGCCAGUAUCUGGCUGUGAACUGCACAGGGAAGCAGCUGGAGGAGUUUCCAUCCACCAUCCCUCUGGACACCAGGCAGCUGAUUUUGGCGCAAAACAAACUCAGCUAUUUGCCAUCGGUGGAGCUGAACUUCCUCGGCGACUUGAUCUACCUAGAUUGCAGUGGCAACGUCCUAGGGGAGGACUUGGACUUCACCUUUGUCAGCAUCAUCAAGCUGGUCUACUUGGACCUCAGCUUCAACAACCUGACCCAAGUCACGUUUGGCACCUUUUCCCAGCUCAGUAGCCUGGUGGUGCUCAAACUCUCAGAUAACCCCAGCCUGGUGGAGAUUGAGAAGGACUCCUUUGCCAACAACACCUGGCUGAGGCACUUGGACGUCAGCCGUUGCAGCUUGGCGUUCAUAGACACCAGCACUGUCCGGGACCUGCCCAACUUGAGGAGCCUCGGCUUCAGUGGAAAUCCCUGGUUUUGUAACUGCUCCUUUGUGGAACUCUUCGGCUGGAUGAAAGAGAGCGGGGUAACUUUUCUAGAUGCGGACAAUACCACCUGCUACAGUCCAGCUUUCAUGCAUGGCUUGAGUAUGCUGGAAGAGGGCCCAGAACGGCUCCAUUACAAGUGCUACAUCCAUUUCGACGACCAAGAUUAUCUGUUCCUGGGUCUGAUUGGCUUCUGCAUCUUCUCCGCCGGCACAGUCUUGGCCUGGCUUUUGGGUGUCUGCGCGGUCAUAUAUGAAUUCUUGACCGCCUCCGAUGAGGAUGAGGAAGAUGUUGAGGAAGACGAAACAAACUAGUAGACAUUGCUGUGUGACUAUAGGUACAAAAAGGUGGGUUUGGUGAAGAGAGGGCCAGAGUGUCUUGUUAGACUGGGAAGAUAGUACCCAGUGGCCGAUGAGAUGGAACCUUUCAUGCUACAAAGCAAGAAACAUAACAGAGUCUGUGCCGCCUGUUUUCCAGCUACUGGAAAGCUGGGAAUGGAAAAUGGAAACACUACUCACCAUAGCCAAGUCAUCUUACUUCUUCCAAAGAUACCCCAGCUUGGGAACAGCUGAACAAUGUGCUAAUAUGUUACAUGUUACAAGCUGAAUGAUGUGCUAAUAUGUUACAAAGGUGGGGUAUAAAUUUGUUAGGGGGAAAAACUGCACUCAGGGCAAUAAAAGAGAGUUCCUUUAAUGGCCAA